GAGACCCAACAGAGGACCAACAGGAGACCCAACAGAGGAUCCUAACAGGAGACCCAACAGAGGACCAACAGGAGACCCAACAGAGGACCAACAGGAGACCCAACAGAGGACCAACAGGAGACCCAACAGAGGACCAACAGGAGACCCAACAGAGGACCAACAGGAGACCCAACAGGAGACCCAACGGAGGACCAACAGGAGACCCAACAGAGGACCAACAGGAGACCCAACGGAGGACCGACAGGAGACCCAACAGAGGACCAACAGGAGACCCAACAGAGGACCAACAGGAGACCCAAACGGGAGGACCAACAGGAGGAACCCAACAGAGGACCAACAGGAGACCCAACAGAGGACCAACAGGAGACCCAACAGAGGACCAACAGGAGACCCAACAGAGGACCAACAGGAGACCCAACAGAGGACCAACAGGAGACCCAACGGAGGACCAACAGGAGACCCAACAGAGGACCAAACAGGAGACCCAACAGAGGACAAACAGGAGACCCAAAGAGAGGACCAACAGGAGACCCAGCAGAGGACCAACAGGAGACCCAACAGAAGACCAACAGGAGACCCAACAGGAGACCAACAGGAGACCAACACUAGACCCAACAGACGACUAACAGAAAACCAACAGGAAGCUAACAGAGCAGACUGA
This is a messenger RNA of Penaeus monodon (black tiger shrimp), 661 nucleotides long. Its product is annotated as circumsporozoite protein-like. The annotation marks the transcript as partial. Lineage: Eukaryota; Metazoa; Arthropoda; Malacostraca; Decapoda; Penaeidae. The record is from RefSeq and is a predicted model, not a curated record. The transcript has a single exon.